This is a messenger RNA of Vespula pensylvanica (western yellowjacket), 717 nucleotides long. RefSeq names its product N-acylneuraminate-9-phosphatase. The coding region runs from base 1 to 717 and encodes 238 amino acids. The record is from RefSeq and is a predicted model, not a curated record. Lineage: Eukaryota; Metazoa; Arthropoda; Insecta; Hymenoptera; Vespidae. The transcript has 3 exons.
AUGGGUAAUUCUGUAUCCAGAAAUCUCAUAGCCACAACUUAUAGACUGGCCGAGGAGCUGACACAAGAAUAUGGAAUUCCUGAAGAAGUAUCCAUAAAAGUUACAACUACAUAUUUGAAGCUCUUCAGAAAAUGUCCAGAUAAUAGUACCUGCACAUUAGAUGCCUGGCGAAUGAUAUUAUGGAAUAAAGCAUUAGGAGAAAAACUUUCAUAUUUAGCCAAAAAAGUUUACGAACGUUGGCUACAUUUAAGAUACCAAUAUUUGGCAUUAGAAUCUGAUACGAUCGUAUUACUUCGACGGUUGAGAAAAAAAUAUUUAUUGGGAUUAAUAACGAAUGGACCGUCGAAUGCACAAUGGGAGAAAGUGAGAAAACUUUCAUUAGAACAAUACUUUGAUGUUAUUUUAGUAUCAGGUGACUUGCCAUGGGAAAAGCCGGAAGCAAGAAUUUUUGAAGAGGCAUGUCAGUUUCUUAAUGUGACACCCAGUAAUUGCAUAAUGAUUGGUGAUAAAUUAGAAACAGAUAUCUUAGGUGGAAUAGAAGCAGGCUUUGGUGCCACUGUAUGGAUACCAAUUAUAGAUAAACCACGCUUGUCUGUAGAAGAUCCACAACCUGAUUUUACUGUAAGACGUUUAAUGGAUAUUUCAAAUAUAUUGAACCGUAAACCAGGUGCUCCAGAACUUGAAGAUACUUCCUCUAAUGCUUCUGAUGGCAGUUAA